Messenger RNA from Zonotrichia leucophrys gambelii, 1549 nucleotides. RefSeq names its product jumonji domain containing 6, arginine demethylase and lysine hydroxylase (gene JMJD6). The coding region runs from base 156 to 1400 and encodes 414 amino acids. Gene Ontology annotation, biological process: phagocytosis. The record is from RefSeq and is a predicted model, not a curated record. Gene Ontology annotation, cellular component: cytoplasm; nucleus. The transcript is spliced from 7 exons. Gene Ontology annotation, molecular function: P-TEFb complex binding; histone H4R3 demethylase activity. NCBI's taxonomy places the organism in Eukaryota, Metazoa, Chordata, Aves, Passeriformes, Passerellidae.
GUGCGGCGGGGGCGGGGCCGCGGCGACAGCGGCGGCACGGGGUGAAAUUUCUGGAAGGUGCGGCCGGAGCGGGGCCGGGAUCGGGAUCAGGGUCGGGAUCGGCAGCAGGGUCGGGCCGGGGGCCGCGGGCGGUGACGGCCCCCAGCGCCGCCGCCAUGAACCACAAGAGCAAGAAGCGGAUCCGUGAGGCGAAGCGCAGCGCCCGGCCCGAGCUGAAGGACUCGCUGGACUGGACCCGUCACAACUACUGCGAGACCUUCCCCCUCAGCCCCACCGCCUGCAAGGAUAACGUGGAGAGGGCCGAUGCACUCCAGUUAACAGUGGAGGAGUUUGUUGAGCGCUAUGAGAAGCCUUACAAGCCCGUGGUGCUGCUGAACGCUCAGGUGGGCUGGUCUGCCCAGGAGAAGUGGACGCUGGAGCGGCUCAAACGCAAGUACAGGAACCAGAAGUUCAAAUGUGGGGAGGACAAUGAUGGUUACUCCGUGAAGAUGAAGAUGAAAUAUUACAUCGAGUACAUGGAAACCACACGUGAUGACAGCCCCCUGUACAUCUUUGACAGCAGCUAUGGAGAGCAUCCCAAGCGAAGGAAACUCCUGGAGGACUACAAGGUCCCCAAAUUCUUCACUGAUGAUUUGUUUCAGUAUGCAGGGGAGAAACGAAGGCCACCCUACAGGUGGUUUGUGAUGGGCCCACCUCGUUCUGGAACAGGAAUUCACAUUGAUCCCUUGGGCACCAGUGCCUGGAAUGCCUUAGUGCAGGGCCACAAGCGUUGGUGCCUGUUCCCAACCAGCACCCCCAGAGAGCUGAUCAAGGUGACCCGGGAGGAGGGGGGCAACCAGCAGGACGAGGCCAUCACCUGGUUCAAUGUCAUCUAUCCUCGGACACAGCUUCCCACCUGGCCCCCCGAGUUCAAACCCCUGGAAGUCUUACAGAAACCAGGAGAGACAGUCUUCGUGCCAGGUGGCUGGUGGCACGUAGUCCUCAACCUUGACACAACUAUUGCCAUCACACAAAACUUUGCCAGCUGUACCAACUUCCCAGUGGUGUGGCACAAGACAGUGAGAGGGAGACCCAAACUGUCACGGAAAUGGUACAGGAUCCUAAAGCAGGAGCAUCCUGAAUUGGCAGCCUUGGCUGAUUCAGUUGACCUGCAGGAAUCUACUGGUAUUGCUUCUGACAGUUCUAGUGAUUCUUCCAGUUCAUCAAGUUCCAGCUCCUCAGACUCUGAUUCAGAGUGUGACUCUGGCUCUGAGACUGAGGGGACGAUGCACCGCAGGAAGAAGCGGAGGACGUGCGGGAUGAUGGGCAACGGGGACACCACUUCCCAGGACGACUGCGUGAGCAAAGAGCGCAGCUCCUCCAGGAUUAGGGAAUCUUGUGGAGGCCGCAGCUACCCCUGAGGGAUAACACCACCUACCCAGAGGCAGCUGCUGAUGGAAGCUCUGUUAGCAGCCAGCCAGCUCUGUCCUACUCCCUCCUGCUUCUGUUUCUCACACUCCUUAAGUUUUUGUUACUCUUCCUCGAUCCAGACAUCUUCGUUUCGUGCUGU